Messenger RNA from Paralichthys olivaceus (Japanese flounder), 1316 nucleotides. RefSeq names its product 15-hydroxyprostaglandin dehydrogenase (gene hpgd). Gene Ontology annotation, cellular component: cytoplasm. Lineage: Eukaryota; Metazoa; Chordata; Actinopteri; Pleuronectiformes; Paralichthyidae. The record is from RefSeq and is a predicted model, not a curated record. Gene Ontology annotation, molecular function: oxidoreductase activity, acting on the CH-OH group of donors, NAD or NADP as acceptor.
AACACAGUGAGGGGUGAGAAAGUCUGUGAUUGUGUUACAUAGAGCAGAUAGGUACAUAAACACACAUAGGAGGACUGAGCAAGAAGACAGAGAGAGGGAAAGUCUGAGUAAGUGAGUGAGUAAGUGAGGCACAGUGAGAGAAAAAGCAGCAGGAGAGGUGAAGUGUGAGAGAGAAGGAGAAAGACAAACUGUUAGGGGGUUUGCUGCUGCUGUGCUGGGAUCAUGUCUCUUCAGGGGAAGGUGGCUCUUGUGACUGGGGGGGCUCAGGGCAUCGGCAGAGCCGUGGUCCAGUCACUGCUACACAGCUUAGCCAAGGUGACUGUGGUCGAUCUGAACAAGACCUGUGGUGAAGAGUGCAAGACACACCUGGAUGCAGAGUUUGGAGAGGGCAACUGCACCUUUAUUCAGUGUGAUGUGUCUGAUGGAGAUUCACUUAAAGAUGCCUUCCAGAGAACUGUGGACCAGUUUGGUCGCCUGGACAUCGUUAUCAAUAAUGCUGGCAUUAACAAUGAAAAGAACUGGGAGAAGACCAUUCAAGUCAACUUGACAUCUGUAAUAAAGGGAACCUACUUGGCACUGGAACACAUGAGUAAAGAGCAUGGCAACGAAGGAGGCACCAUUAUUAAUGUAUCCUCUAUGGCAGCCUUCCUCCAUUCUCCUCAUCAGCCUGUCUACACUGCUACCAAACAUGGAGUCAUCGGCUUCACAAGAGCUAUGGCAGAUGCAUCUACUCAGGGUAACUACGGUGUUCGUAUCAACGUCCUGUGUCCAGCUUUCGUCAACACUCCUCUGCUGCACUCGGUGGAACAUGAGGACAACAUGGGCAAGUUUGUCAAGUUCAAGGAUGAUUUCAAACGCAGCAUGCACAAGUUCGGAGUUUUACAGCCCUCACUGAUAGCAGAGGGCAUGAUGACGUUGAUCAUGGACUCCAGUCUGAAUGGAGCAGUGAUGAAGAUCACCUGCUCCAAGGGAAUCCACUUCCACACCUAUGAACCAAUGUCUGCUUGAGCCAGGACAAACUGGACUCCAUGCUGCUGCUAAAAAAACAGUGCCGCGCUUUGAUCUGUCUGAUUAUAUAACACACCACAGGUUGCUGUUGGUUCAUCUAAACUGCAUCUGAGCAGCAUUUGAAUUUUGAUAAUCUAAUCAUAAUUAUUCUAAUUAAAAAUCAGUUUUCAGUCUUUGGCAAAUCGAAGAUAUAGAUCAGCCUCUUUCAGUUAGGUUUAGUCAAUCAUAGUCAUCCACCUCAGACAUGACUUUACUCCAAGAAUUGUAAAAGUUUUGUUUAAAAAAUAUCCAGUGCUAAUAUGGGACUU